This is a messenger RNA of Monascus purpureus, 1197 nucleotides long. The record is from the annotation of a GenBank genome assembly. Lineage: Eukaryota; Fungi; Ascomycota; Eurotiomycetes; Eurotiales; Aspergillaceae.
AUGGCAGCGGAUGUGGAAGACCUUGCGGUUGGCGACGAACAUGGCUAUGUAUGGUAUUAUUCAGUAGAAUGGCCGGACCAUGAUUCUACUUGGGGGGGCUCUAUGGUGUUACUGGCAAAAAUCUCUGCCCACACACAGCAAAUUUGUGGCUUGUCUUGGUCACCAGAUGGUACUUAUCUUGCAACUGGUGGCAAUGAUAAUGCCUGUCUGCUCUUCGAGAUUUGCGAGAUCGUUCCACCAGCCCAACUUGGAGAGCCACCAGAGGAUCCGCCGCUGCAGCAUCGAUCCUCGGGAUGCCAUAACGCAUUUUCUUGUCUCGCUGUCAACGCCAACCCUAGACGCCUCUUCAGCAGACGAAACAUCCUCAGCCACCUACUUCCUUUCUGGGGUAAUUCGGACGCCAGACCGUUGUCUCCCUCGAUCUUUAAACAGACCGGUUCAUUCAUUUCUGGGGGCGGACGAACAGCCAUAGUGUCCCCAAACAGUCACAAACACCGGUUCGCGCAUUCCGCAGCUGUCAAGGCGAUAGCUUUCGCUCCGUGGCAGCCAUCUCUUCUCGCCACCGGUGGUGGAUCAAAUGACCGGGCUAUCCACUUCUUCCAUACACAGUCAGGCGCAUGUCUCGCUACAAUCAACGUAUAUGCCCAAGUAACUAGCUUGAUAUGGAGCAAAACACGACCAGAGAUAGCUGCUACUUUCGGGUAUGCGCAACCAGAGCAUCCUAUCCGCAUCGCUGUCUUUACGUGGCCGAGUUGUGAACAGAUCACCGCAAUUCCAUGGGGCCCGCGUGGAAGCAGCGUGGAUGGUGGCAUCAACGAGAGUACCACUGACUGCGGGAGAGCUCUUUGGGCAGUCAGCUAUCCUGGAUGCCCUUACGGGUUGGCUGCAGAUCUCCAUGACCAGGCUGAUACUUCAACUGAAGAGGGCCCGAGUGGGCGGCGGCGGCGUGGAUCUUGUCAACGGAAAUCUGCGUUGGCAGUAGUACGCCCAAAGGCGAAAGAGGGUGGCCUGUGGUGUUCGCGAACCCUAGAAGAAGGGUGUAUUAUUGUUGCAUCGAGUGACCAAACGGUGAAGUUUCAUGAGGUUUGGGGUGGGCCGCGGAAAACCGCUGCAGCAGCCUCUGGAUUUCUCGGGGGCAGCGACAUCCUUGAAGAGCUGGAAGGGAUUGAAAAUCCAGGGAAGGAAAUUAUUCGAUAG